Messenger RNA from Osmerus eperlanus (European smelt), 2593 nucleotides. It is a transcript of the gene cep63, whose product is annotated as centrosomal protein 63. NCBI's taxonomy places the organism in Eukaryota, Metazoa, Chordata, Actinopteri, Osmeriformes, Osmeridae. Gene Ontology annotation, cellular component: centriole. Gene Ontology annotation, biological process: de novo centriole assembly involved in multi-ciliated epithelial cell differentiation; centriole replication. The record is from RefSeq and is a predicted model, not a curated record. The coding region runs from base 280 to 2313 and encodes 677 amino acids. The transcript has 15 exons.
GUUGAGCGGUAGAACUGUAAACACCAGUCAAGUCUCACAGAUGCUAACCAAGCCGUCAGGUAGCUGUGGUAACUACAUAACUAACAAGCAAUACUGUGUGUGAAAUGUUACGUUAGAUAUCUUCUGGCUAGACACGUAAGUUACGUACAAUAUCAGUACUUUCCAAUGGUCCCAGGUGGCUAGCUUAUAACCUGUGUCUUACAAGUUAGCUAACGUUAGAGAGCUAGCUCACAAUAACAAUUAGAAAGUCGUUGAGGACACAUUUUCUAAGGUUCUGAGAUGGAACGGGCCUUUUUGGGGUCACUGCAAGACCAUGAAGUUGGCUCAGUGCUGUCGUCGUGCGAGCCGGAGCUGCAGGAGUUGAUGAAACAGAUAGACAUCAUGGUCAACAACAAGAAGAAUGAGUGGGAGGCUGAGAUUCAGGCCAUGGAGUUGCGUCUGCAGAGAGGCGAGCAGGAACUGCUGUCGUCCAAAACUCUUCUAGACCAGCGGAACUCAGAGAUGUUGAGAGUGAGGCAGGCGGUGGUGUCCCUGUUAGACCUCCAGGGAACAGGGUUUCGGAUGUUGCGAGAGGUAGUGGAGAAGAGACGACAGCAGGUGGUCUCACUCCGCAGGGAUCUGCUGGGGGUCCAGGCUGGGAGACAGGAGACAGUCGCCAAGUACGAGGAGCAACUUCUGCACGUCCAAGAUGAGUUGUCUAAACUAAAACGCAGCUACCAGAAGCUCCAGAGCAAACAGCAGAAGGCGUCUCUCCAGGGAGCCAGGGACAACGGCUCUGAGGUCGCCCGCCUCAACAGCAAGCUGGAGGAGUUCCGUGGGCGCUCGGCCCAGUGGGUGCUGGAGAGAGCUCAGCUCCAGAAGCUCGUCUCCAGGCUGGAGGCCCAGAGGAAGACUGAGCAGAGCUCCAACAGCAAGGCCCAGACCCCCUGGCUGCAGGAGGGGGCCAGCAGGGUGGAGGUGGAGCGUCUGCGGGGCCAGCUGCAGAGAGCCCAGGACACGCUGCACGGCCAGGAGCUGGAGCUGGAGCGCCUGCGCCUCCUGCAGGAAGGAGAGCCCUGGGGGGAGGGCAGCAGGGUGUGUUCGGAGGAGAAGGAGGGUCAGCGUGGCCCCCUGGCCCCCCAGGGCCCCCUGGCCCCCCAGGGCCCCAGCCUGCAGCUCCAGCAGCUACGCAGUGAGGUGUCGAGGCUCACCCACGACCUGCAUGCCAAAGAACUCACCAUCAGGGCCCUGGAGGACUGCCUCGGGGCCCAGGGGACGUGUCCGGGGGUAGGGACGCUCCGUCAGGACCUGGAGCUGACGUCCACCCAGCUGCUCGCCGCCCGCGCCUGUGAGGGUCACCUCCGCGCUGAGCUGGGCCGCCUGCGAGACAGAGUGGAGACCCUGAGCAAGCAGAGAGGAGAGAUGACCAGGAGGGAGCAGGACCACAGGCUGGCUGGAGAAGAUGUCCUCCACUCAGCGCAGGAGGUCAGGAAGCUGAGGGAGGACCUCCUGCGGGCGGAGCAAACUCGGAGCGGCCAGGUGGAGGGCAUGAGGAAGGAGGUGUCCCAGCUGACCAAUGAGCUGCACCUGCGUGACAUCACCAUCGCCACGCUCAGUGGCUCCGCCUCCAGCAUGGAGCGGCAGCUGAGAGGAGAGGUGGAGCGGGCGGAGAGGCGCGCUGCAGAGCUGAAGGUGACUCGGGUGCAGCUGGAGACGUUAAAGAUUGAGAACCAGCAUCUGAACGACCUCCUGGAGAGGGUGGAGAAGCGCUCGCCCCAGAAGGACGAGUGUUCUCUGGGCUCUCUGAGGGAGAGCUAUGUGUCGUCUCUGGCCAGUCUGGAGCAGGAGAACCAGCAGCUGAGAGAGGGGCUGGCGGCGGCCGGGGCGAGGCUGGAGGCCAGCGCUCAGACCUGGCAGGACAAGUACCAGAGAGCCCUGCUUCACGGCCCUGCCAGGCCUGGCCACGCUGCCCCUACUCUGGACAGCUCCUCAGAGGUGAGGCAACACAAAGGGGAUGGAUCAAAGCUCCAAACUGCUCCUAGUGGACCCUCUCCUGGUGCUGGUGCUGGUCUUGGUGCUGCUCGAGAGGCUCAGUGUUCCAGCUCAGAGGAAGCCCUUCACCUGCUGGCCAGUGAGGAGGUGUUCCCCAUGGGGCGCUGUGCCGCCUCCCCGGUGGAGGCAGUGGCGUCCCGCUUCCUGGAGGAUGAGGAGGAGCGCUCCCAGCAGCUCCUGCUGCAGCUCGACGCACACAUCCAGGGUCUGAAGGACGACAGCGCCCGCACCCUCCUCCGCUACGCCCAGCCCGACAGGAAGCAGGAAGUGAACAGGAAGUGAACAUGAAGUGAAGGACCUGAGGAGGUUAUGGGCACGUCCUCGGCAGCCUCUCCUCCACCCAGCUCUUCUGCAGCGGGGGCUGGGUCCUGCCAGGAUGGAUGACUGGUAGUGGAGCAUGGAGGCCUGUCUGAGGAGUGUGUGUGUGUGUGUAUGUCCAGCCCCUCCUCUCCUCCUGGUGUAACCAAGUCCUGAUGGAGGAAGGUGAGCACUGUACCAGUCUGUCAUGACCUCCUCUCCUCCCUCUCUCAUCCCUGUCCUCCUUCCCUCACCCCUCCUCCUU